Messenger RNA from Guyanagaster necrorhizus, 770 nucleotides. RefSeq lists its product as uncharacterized. The coding region runs from base 79 to 690 and encodes 203 amino acids. Lineage: Eukaryota; Fungi; Basidiomycota; Agaricomycetes; Agaricales; Physalacriaceae. Gene Ontology annotation, biological process: DNA-templated transcription. The transcript is spliced from 9 exons. The record is from RefSeq and is a predicted model, not a curated record. Gene Ontology annotation, molecular function: DNA binding; zinc ion binding; DNA-binding transcription factor activity.
GUUUUAUGAAUGAAGUAUGGUACAAUUUUGGAUGGAAACUAGACCUAUUUCCCUAGAAAAUGUUUAGCAUUACUAGCCAUGUGCUGCGCUGGAUGGAACACCCUAUCGCAGAGUUGGCUCCUCUCUGCUGGACAAACAAUUCGCGCAGCUCAAGAUCUUGGUCUCCAUCUAUCGCCGAGACGACUACAAUUAUCUGAAAUUGAAAAAGAGCAGAGAAGGAGAAUUUGGUGGUGUGUGUACGGUUUAGAUAGGGUUCUUUCUAUCUCUCUCGGGCGCCCCGGAGCCACAAACGAAGAUGGUUGCGACGUUGAAUACUCCUCCCAAGUUGACGAUGACGACCUCGAAGCAUAUUGCAGAGGUAAAAUCAAGGAAUCACAAACGUCAUAUAUGUGCGGUUUCGUCGCGUUGCUUAAGAUCUACGUCGUUGCUGGGAAAAUUGUUCGCUCUGCACAUUCUUUGCAACUCUUACGAGAUAUGAGGAAAACAAAAGCCCAGAUACCUCAGGUCAUACAGCACCUGGAUGUUAUGCUGGAGGAUUGGGUCGAGUCUCUACCUUCGAACGUUAAAUAUGCUGCGAAUGAUGCAGGGAACCCUAAAAUACUCACGCUGUGUUUGAUCGCUUUCUUCGUAUAUUACUCUGCAACUAUUAAUCUCCGUGAGUGUAUGGAUCUUCCGUGGGCUGUCUUAUGAAGCUCAGGUCUACAGAUCGACCGUUCAUUCCUUACCCGAAAGAGGUCCAUCCGACUAGCGAAGCCUCGCUGCCGAAGUGC